AUGGAAACAGAAAAUCAAAAUACCACAAUCACUUCCUUUGUCCUUUGGGGAUUCUCAAAUAAUUUACCAGUGAAUCUCUUCUUCUUCUUUAUGUUCUUAUUUAUUUAUCUCCUAACAUUACUGGCAAAUAUAGUGAUUAUGAUUGUCACAAAUUUUCUCUCAAGCCCCAUGUACUUUUUCCUGGCUCAUCUGGCUUUUCUUGAUAUUUGUUUUUCUUCUGUUACUGUGCCUAAGCUCUUAGAAAUUUUUACCAAACAACAGGCUAUUUCAUACUCUGCCUGUUUUGUCCAAAUGUUCUUUAUUCUUCUAACAGGAAGCAAUGAAAUUUGCAUUCUUACAGCAAUGGCCUACGAUAGAUAUGCUGCCAUCUGCAAACCCCUCCAUUAUGUUCAAAUUAUGAACAAAGCAUGUUGUAGAUGGCUGAUGGGUGCUGCCUGGGUAGUGGCUUUUUCAUAUGCCUCAAUAAACACAUUUCCUGCUUUGAAGCUGGGUUUCUGUCAGGCAAAUUUUAUCAGGGAUUUCAGUUGUGAAUUUCCCUCUCUAAUUGCAUUAUCUUGCACAGACACAUUCUUCAAUUGGACAUUGUUACUCAUAACUUGUGGUACCAUUGCUAUAUCUUCCUUAAUAAUAAUUCUGUUUUCCUACAUUCAUAUCAUCUCCACUAUUCUGAAGUUAAACUCCACAGAAGCAAAGAGGAAAACUUUCUCUACCUGUAGUGCUCAUCUUAUAGUUCUGACUUUGUAUUAUUUCACUGGGUUGUUUAGAUAUAUGAGGCCCAACUCAGCUUCCUCAAUUAUUGUGGAUGAAAUCUUCUCUGUUCAGUACAGUCUUUCCACACCCAUGCUGAACCCACUUAUCUACAGCCUCAAAAACAAAGAAGUGAAGGACACCAUCAAAAAACUAAUGGGUUAUAAAUCUUUGAUUUUUCGUACCGUAUAA
This is a messenger RNA of Pantherophis guttatus, 939 nucleotides long. RefSeq names its product olfactory receptor 5BS1-like. NCBI's taxonomy places the organism in Eukaryota, Metazoa, Chordata, Lepidosauria, Squamata, Colubridae. Gene Ontology annotation, cellular component: membrane. Gene Ontology annotation, biological process: G protein-coupled receptor signaling pathway. Gene Ontology annotation, molecular function: G protein-coupled receptor activity; olfactory receptor activity. The record is from RefSeq and is a predicted model, not a curated record.